Molecule: messenger RNA, 3174 nt
Organism: Heterostelium album PN500
Lineage: Eukaryota; Evosea; Eumycetozoa; Acytosteliales; Acytosteliaceae
Exons: 4
Coding region: 1-3174 (1057 amino acids)
Cellular component (GO): nucleus
Molecular function (GO): ATP hydrolysis activity; DNA binding
Source: RefSeq, a predicted model, not a curated record
AUGAAAAGAUUAAAAAGAACAAAUAGUAAAUAUAGUGAUGACGAUGAUGAUUUCAUUUCAGAUGAAAAACAUGAUGAUAAUGAUGCCGAUGACUUUGAAAGUCCUGAUGAAGUAGAGACAAGAGUAAGAUCUAAUAGUAAAUAUAGCGAUGAUGAUGACUACGAAGAAGAAGAAGAAGAUAGUGAUAGUGAUUUUAAACCAAAAAAGAAACAUAAAUCAGCUACAUCUACAACCAAUAAUAAUACUAGUACAAAGUCAAAAACAAAAGCAAAAACAAAAACAAAAGCAAAAGCAAAAGAAACAACAAACAACAAACCAGCAGUAACACCAAGAAAGAAUAAAUCAACAACGUCAACAGCAGCAACAUCUAAACAACAAUCAAAAAUAACAAAUCAUUUCAUAUUAUCAUCAAAUAAUAAUAUAAGUAAUAUAAAUAAUAAUAAUAACAAUAAAAGUAAUGAUGGUGAUAAUAAACAGAAUGUUAUUACAAGUAGUAGUAGUAAUAAUAAUAAUACAGUAAUUAUAAAAGAUGAAAAUAAACCGGUACAUCCAUUUUUCACUAGAGGCGAAGAGAUUGUUAAAAAGAAGAAACAGAAGGAGGAGAAUCAAAAGUUGUUGGAAGACAAGUUUCAUAAUAACGGUGGUCCAGUUGCAGAGAUAUUCAAAUCGAAACAGGAGAAGGACCAAGAGUUUGUCGAGAAACUACAGGAUGAACUCAGACAAGAUAUUAUAAAGACAUGUCAAGAUCGUGCAAACAUUUCAAUUGGCAAAGUUAUACAUCCAUUCUUUCAAAUGACACCUUCAACAUCGUCAACAUCAACAACUAUUAAAAGUAGUAAUAGUAAUAACAAUAGCAAUAAUAGUAGUAGUAUUAGUAAUAAUAAUAAUAAUAAUAUAGUUACAAUAGUGGAUUGUGAUAAACUUUACAAUUUAAAUGAUUUUCCAGAUAAAUCACAGUGUCAUAUUGGAUAUACAGAGUGUGAACAGUGGAAAGAUGGCGAAGAACUGGAAAGAAUGAAACUUUUGGCAUCACAAGAGAUAUUGGAUUCAAUGUUGGUGUUUGAUUUGAAUACAUUCAUCCCAAACUUCACAAGUAUGCUUAAGGAAAUCGAUCAACAACUUGGAUAUAGUAGUUCUUCACAAUUACAACAACAAUCACAGAAAUCACAACAAUCACAAGAGGAAUUAGUAGUACAAGUACAAACACAACAAUCAAUUAUAUUAGAUGAAACUCCAACUACAAUAACAUCCUCAUCAACAACAUCACCAUCAAAUAUAAAUAGUAAACAAGAGAUAAUAAUUGAAAAGUUGUAUCAAUUGUUGGUUCAAGGUAUUGAAAGUGGUGGUGUUGAAAUGAUAUCCAUUGCAACACUGUCCAAUAUGUUCAAUCAAUUUAGAGGAUCUGUUUCUCAGAACACUACUUCCACUAAGAAUAGCAACAACAAUAGUUUGUGGUCUGACAAAUACUUUUCGAACAAGUUCAACGAGAUAUUCCAAGUGGUUACAAAGAGUAAUAAUACGUACACUGCGAUGGACUUUGCAGAAUGGAUGGGUUGUUGGCGUGAUAAGGAUAAAGAGAGAUAUCAGGUCACCGAUAGUAGUGCCACCAAGAAGCGAAAGUCAAAGAAGAACAGCGAAGAGUUGAACUCUACCAUUGUUAUGGUCGGGCCGGUUGGAUGUGGAAAGACAGCGUUGAUCUACUCGUGGUGUAAGCAAUACAACUACCAAAUUCUAGAGGUGAAUCCAUCGAUGAGAAGAAAUGGAAAAGCCAUCAUGGAUCUACUAGGUGAAGCAACACAAUCAAAGAGUCUUUGUAAUUUUAAUAGUAAUAAUAACAAUAGUAACAAUAGUAGUAUUAAUAAUAAUAGUAAUAAUACUAGUAAUAGUAAUACACUUACAACACCAAAGAAGUCAACAACAAACAAGAGAAAUAAUAGUGGAGGAGCUUUACAACAAACGAGUAACAACGAUCUUAAACUACCAUCGAUGAGUGCAACAUUGGUUUUAUUCGAGGAAGUGGAUAUCUUGUUUGAAGACGAUAGAGGAUUUAGCAAUUCUCUAACAACUCUGAUAUCCACUUCAAAGAUUCCAAUUAUUAUUACUUGUAAUGAUAGCUAUCUAUUUUGUUCUAACUAUUUCUUGACAAACAAAGAGAGUACACCUUUAAUAGAAAGAAUUAUAGAGAGUAACGAUUUAGAUGCAUACUAUUUCGAGAGAUAUGAAGAAUUGGAAAUCCUAUUGUUGCUGUAUUUCAUUUUGAUGAUGGAGGGCAAAGUAGAAACAUUUUUAAAUGAAGAGCAGUUCAAUUCACUUUUACAAUUUAUUCGGAUUCAUAAUAAUGAUAUAAGAGGUUGUAUCAAUGACUUGGAGUUUAUAUGUUUAGGUAAAUUGAUGACGACGACAACAGCAGCGGAUGGUGUGUUUUGUGACUCUGGUAAUCUAAACUUUUAUCAAUUGGGAGGUGUUUCUGGUAAUAAUUUGGCAACGAUUGUCACUGGAGUAUCGACAUCUAACCAACCGGUCGAUCAAUCAACACUCACUCAAAUAGCAGAUGGAUUACAAUUGGAUGUAUAUUUUAGUAAUUAUCUAGAUGCUUUUAGAGUUGGUAAAGGAGCAAGUGGAAAUGGAAAUGAAAGUGGCAGUGGAAAUACUGUCGACAACCAAAUUAACCCACAAAUGACAUUGGAAAAUCUUUGGAAGCUUUCCAAUGAUAUUUCAUUUUGUGAUAUAAUUUCAAAUGAACCUGAAAUUCAAUCAAGAUACUUAAUUGGAUCUGAUGGAGAAUUUAAUAGUGAACUAUAUGAAUUCGAUGAAAAUACAUCGAAUCUUAUACAAACACCGGAACUCAUUAAUCAUUUAACAAAAUCAACAAAUUCAAUACAAUAUAAUAAUCGAUCAAAGACAAUCACCUCAUUGAUAUCUCAUCUAGGUAUAUCGACGUAUCGAUCUUCGACUAUCAGCAGUUUAAAGUCAACACCAACACAACAAUUGGAAGCACCGGCGAUGAUUGCCGAUAUCAAUCGUGGCGAUAGUACAGUCUGCUAUCGUUCAGUAAUAUCUCCUACGGUAAAAUGCUGUUGGAGUACCAACCAUUCCUCCAGUGUAUAUGCAAUUCCGAAAACCACCGAAAGUCAAACAAUCCAAAGCGAGGCAAUCGAUUCAGUCACUAUCUAA